Messenger RNA from Morus notabilis, 579 nucleotides. RefSeq lists its product as uncharacterized. The transcript is spliced from 2 exons. The coding region runs from base 1 to 579 and encodes 192 amino acids. The record is from RefSeq and is a predicted model, not a curated record. Lineage: Eukaryota; Viridiplantae; Streptophyta; Magnoliopsida; Rosales; Moraceae.
AUGACUUGGAAUGAAUUCUUAGGGGAAUUCAAUGCUAAGUACUAUGAUACUGUAGGUCUCCGAGCUCAACAAAAUGAAUUCAAUAAUUUGAAGCAAGGUGAUAUGACUGUUAUGGAGGCUCUCACCCAGUUUGUAGAGGAAGUAACGAAAUUAGAAGAAACUUUGGCUAUAGAACGAGAGGAGCAGGAACGACGCGUUAGUGAGCGUCGAAUGGAGUUUGAAUGUUCCACUGACCCACUAGAAGCUGAGGAGUGGUUAACUUCACUCCAAACGAUUCUGGAUUUCAUGAAUCUAACGGAGCAAGAAAAAGUUCUCUGUGCUUCGUAUGUGUUAAAGAAAGAUGCCCGCUACUGGUGGGAGACAGUGGUAAUAAGAAGGAAUGUAGCAAUGAUGACUUGGAAUGAAUUCUUAGGGGAAUUCAAUGCUAAGUACUAUGAUACUGUAGGUCUCCGAGCUCAACAAAAUGAAUUCAAUAAUUUGAAGCAAGGUGAUAUGACUGUUAUGGAGGCUAGUCGUAAGUUCGAUCGAUUGGCAAGGCUAUGCCCUCAGCUAGUGCCAACAGAAAUGGAAAGGGUGUGA